This is a messenger RNA of Mytilus trossulus (common blue mussel), 2016 nucleotides long. Its product is annotated as NADH-cytochrome b5 reductase 3-like. Gene Ontology annotation, molecular function: oxidoreductase activity. The record is from RefSeq and is a predicted model, not a curated record. NCBI's taxonomy places the organism in Eukaryota, Metazoa, Mollusca, Bivalvia, Mytilida, Mytilidae. The transcript is spliced from 8 exons. Bases 76 to 996 code for a protein of 306 amino acids.
GCUCCUCAAAGUGGAGGAAAUUUAGACAGAUAAAUAGCGGUGUUAGGUGUAAAUUUACUACAUGUUGUAAGCACUAUGGCCGCAGAUGAACAGUGGGGUAUCCCAGUAGCCAUUGGCAUUGGUGUGGUUGCUGUAACUGCCAUACUUGCCAAGAUCUUCCUGUUUGGGAACAAGAAGAAAAAGUCACCAGUCACUCUUGAAAAACCAGACCAAAAAUAUCCACUGAAACUUAUAGACAGAGAGGAAGUUAGUCCAGAUACAAGAAGAUUUCGUUUUGCUUUACCCAGCCCUGAACAUAUACUGGGAUUACCAGUUGGUCAACAUAUAUAUUUGACAGUGAGGAUUGAUGGUCAGUUAGUAAUCAGACCAUACACACCAGUGUCCUGUGAUGAUGACAAAGGAUACAUGGAUUUGGUUAUCAAGGUGUACUUCAAAAAUGUGCAUCCCAAGUUUCCCGAAGGAGGUAAAAUGUCUCAAUACUUGGAAAGCAUGGAGAUAGGAGAUUUUAUUGAUGUUAGAGGACCAAGUGGUCUCUUGGUUUAUGAUGGACAAGGAGUUUUCCAGAUAAAAUCUGACAAGAAAGCUGCCCCAGAGACAGUGAUGACUAAGAAGCUUGGAAUGAUAGCUGGAGGUACUGGCAUUACACCCAUGUUACAGCUUGUCAGGGCUAUCUUCAAAGAUAAAAAUGACAACACAGAGAUUUCACUCCUCUUUGCUAACCAGACAGAGAAUGAUAUAUUACUAAGAACUGAGUUAGAAGAAAUUGCUGCUGAACAACCAAAUAGAUUUAAACUGUGGUUUACUUUAGACAGGCCAGAAGAAGGGUGGAAGUAUAGUAAAGGAUUUAUUAGUGCUGAUAUGAUAAAGGACCACCUACCUCCCCCAGAUGAUGAUACUCUUGUUCUGAUGUGUGGACCACCUGCCAUGAUCAAUUUUGCUUGCCUACCAAACCUCGACAAACUUGGGUACACACCAAAGAUGAGAUUUGCCUACUAAGAUAUAAAUAUAAUUUAUUAUUUGUAGUUUCGAUGACAAUAUAUAUUAGGGUAUUAUCAUGCAAAGGUGAUAUUGCAAAGAAAAAAGCUUGAAUCUGUAGAAUUCUGUGGUAUUUAUUUUAGAUUUCGUUGCAAUUAUAACCAAAAAAUGCAUUUUUUCCUGUCUGUGUCAGGCACUAAAUAUAUAAUAAAGCCACAACUAAUAUUAUUAUGUAAUAUAUUAAAGUCUAAGGAAACAAUUCAAAAAAUUGCCACAUAAGUUAUUUAGGAUAUUAUUUGAUGAUGUUACUUGAAGUGUAUCAAAAAUUAAAAAGAAUGUUGAUAUAAACAAAUAGUAAUGUAAUAAAUAAUUCACUUUGCAUUUUGCACUGCAGAUUCUUUGUUUUUCGUUAAGGAUAGCUUUCUCUUGAGGUCAUAACUUCAAUAGACAAAAUGGGGCCUUAUGAUAUGAGUGAGGGAUGUUUACUAGUGUGGAUGCAAAAACAAGGAAACUACUAUACUUGUGUUUAUAGAAACUUGGCUAAUAGAAAAGAGAAACAUGUUAUGGGGAAAUCUUUUUUGAAAAUUUGUAUUUAUUUGUAAAAGGCUGAUGAGUAAAAGUAUGUGAAAAGUGCUUUAUUAUUUAUGAUUGUGGUAAUGCAAAUAUUUGGUGCAAAAACGCAAUAAAAGUAUACAAUGCAUAUAACAUAUACUUGCUUUAGUCAUAUUAAAUAAAAGAAAAGAAUUAAAUACUGAUGGGAAUGAACAACUGUUUUUAAGCUUAUUUAUUUUAUUGUCGGAACAUUUUUGAAUUGUUGAUUUAAACAAUGAUAUUGAAGAUACAAACAACAAGAUUACAGAAAUUGUAUCUUUAUUUGAUAAGCUAUAUUACAAAAUUGAUAUUUUUCAACACUCAAAUGUUCAAAAUAUUAAUAAUGGGUACCUGUUAUGUUUGGUGUAGGCAUUGCAUAAAUAUUAUAUAAAAUUUUUGUUACAAGCUUUUCUAUUAUUUUUAUUAAAAUUCUGUGAAUAUUUUGUACAA